AUGAGCAUUCCAUCUCAAUCUCAAUCUUCGCCAAUUGUUCAUUUUACCAAUACUGUUCGUCAUGGUUCAAGUCCAAUGAAUCCAAUUCAUGUUUCUCCAAAUACUUCCAUUGAGGAUGAUAGUCAAGAUCAAUAUGAAGCAUUUUUAACUCGUCCUCAAUCCACACCAGUCUCUUCUCCUGUUUUACUUCCGCGAACAUCUGUAAAUUCCAUUCAAACCAAUGAAAAUCUCUUUGCAAUUUUACGAAAUAAUAAAAAACAACGUUUGACUACAUUUGAAUAUUCGUCAGUCACCAAUGUAACGCCUUUACAGAAUAUCAACAAUCAAAUUAAAUCUCCCGUUCUAUUGGACACAUCAAAUGAUGACGAAGAAGAUCGAUAUUUCCUUCGUCCACCACCACUUAUGGUCUUAUCUCAAAGUAUUCAAGCAAAACAUCCCGAAAAGUUAACAGAUAGUAAAUUAAAUAAUCGAUUUUCAUCCAUCAAAGAUCUUCCACAUUCGCCAGCGAAUUAUUCAUUUGUUUUCUACAGUUUUACAUCAACACAAAUCGAAGAAGCCAAACGAUUAACUCGUCGAAUGGGUGAUUGUUUCACAUCGGAUAUCAUCGAUAUCACAACAACACACAUUAUCUUACCCAAUGACGAUCCCCGAAUGACAAUUACUCUCGAUCUUAUUCUCGCAUUAAUCUAUGGAUGUCGUCUUGUCGUAUUUGAAUGGUUAAAAUCAUCCUCACGUAUUGGUGAAUGGUUACGUGUAAAUAAAUUUGAACCGAAAAAUUUCUUUAAUUCAAAUCCUUCAGUGAAUAUUUAUCAUAAAUUUCCUCGACAAAAAACUUCAAAUCAAUUCUUUCAUCAAUGCGGAUUAAUCUAUUUGACAUCCCUCGUACAACAACGUGAUUUAUUACUCAAAUUAAUCACGAUUCUUGGCGGAAAUAUCACUGUUCAUCGGGAACGCGCGAAAAUUAUUAUUGGUCAUUCGUCCAAAACUCUCCAGGUAAUCAUUCAUCCACAAGUUCAUGAACAAUGGGCAAUCGAUUCAAUCAAAGCAGGUCAAUGUCUUUCAACCGAUGAUUAUCUAAUCGAAAAUCAAUUCUUUCAUGUGUAUAAUUAA
Molecule: messenger RNA, 1110 nt
Organism: Adineta ricciae
Lineage: Eukaryota; Metazoa; Rotifera; Eurotatoria; Adinetida; Adinetidae
Source: the annotation of a GenBank genome assembly